Messenger RNA from Annulohypoxylon maeteangense, 843 nucleotides. RefSeq lists its product as uncharacterized. The transcript has a single exon. The coding region runs from base 101 to 610 and encodes 169 amino acids. Gene Ontology annotation, molecular function: protein binding. The record is from RefSeq and is a predicted model, not a curated record. Lineage: Eukaryota; Fungi; Ascomycota; Sordariomycetes; Xylariales; Hypoxylaceae.
GACUCCUCGAUUCAGUUUCUCAACUACGUACCCGCCUGCCUAACCCAUCCGCUUUAUCAUAUCCAUCUCAUCGGUACCUACAGUUGCGUUUAUAGUCAAUAUGAACCGGUACCGACAUAGCUGGCAUCUUGAGGAGCACCGUCGCCGAGUACGGGCUGCGGAAGUCGGCCGUCAGCAAGCGGCAGCAGCCCGUCCUCUUCGGAUCGCAAGGCCCCCUCAGCCCAUUUCAGAUGUACCUGUCGCUGGCCUGGGACUUCUAGACACUCUACCCAACGAAGUUAUCAUGAUCGUCUUCAACAAUUGCACCCUACUCUCCCUUCUGCGACUUGAACGCGUGAAUAAGGCUGCUAAGAAGCUUGUGGGCCUUCUAGAUCGCGUCGGAUAUAUAAAAGAAACUGCAAAAGGCAUUGUCGGACGCGCCAAGCCACCGUACCGUCAGAUCAGGUUCACCAUCUUGAAGAUCAAGACAUAUCAGGGAUUGCACGACCUCUUAACAACGUUUAUCUGCGAGAAGUGCGGCAAGCCGGGCUCGUUCCGUAUUAAAAAAGUCAAGGUUCUCUGUGAUAUCUGCUGUCUCCCGAUUAAUCUAGGAGACCACAGAGUCGAGUGAGACAAGAGUAUUUUCUUCACCAUACGUUUUUCUAUGGCUGGCACAACUAAGACGAUAACGGUAUACUAAGCUAUGCGAGUAUUCAUUAACAAGUCUUGAUUUGAGAAGGGUCAGGUUGCGUAAAGGUUCCAAGGUUCGUAGCUAUGAGAUAUGAGAUAUGAGAUACAAUAGGUACCUGCUUGUUUAUUAAGUAGUAAUACUCUUUAAUGAAAUAUAGGUACCUAUUUCUCAGA